AUGACUAUGGGUACGACCAUGCCAGAGGAGCAAGACAUGGUUGCCAGAACAAGAAUCUAUCGUCGGAGGGGCCGCAAUCGAAAGCUGAAAUAUACUUGGAAGUCUGCAGGGCAUCCAACUGUCAGAAAAAGAAUUGGUGAUGGGAAGCAAUGGCGUUCGAAGAGCUGCAAAAACAAGUUUAGAGGCUGCCAUUGUGCAAAAAAGUCAAUGCAGAAGCAGACAGUGCCCUGUUUUGCAGCCAAUCGUGAAUGUGAUCCAGAUGUUUGUAGGAAUUGCUGGGUGAGCUGUGGAGAUGGUUCACUAGGUGAGCCACCUGCAAGAGGUGAUGGCUAUCAGUGUGGAAAUAUGAAGCAGGCAGGGUAG
Messenger RNA from Miscanthus lutarioriparius, 363 nucleotides. The record is from the annotation of a GenBank genome assembly. NCBI's taxonomy places the organism in Eukaryota, Viridiplantae, Streptophyta, Magnoliopsida, Poales, Poaceae.